Messenger RNA from Paramecium pentaurelia, 612 nucleotides. The record is from the annotation of a GenBank genome assembly. NCBI's taxonomy places the organism in Eukaryota, Ciliophora, Oligohymenophorea, Peniculida, Parameciidae.
AUGUAAAAUAAAAAUUACAAGAACAUAAAUCUUUCUGGUUUUGGUGAGUGGGGAAAAACAGAGAGAAAUCCAAGUGCACUUUUAAUUUAAUAAUUGUCCCCAUAAUAAUAACAUGAUUUUAAUAUUUAAUCCAUUAAAAUUCUCAAAGUUACUAAAGAAGCAUGUGAUGAUUAUUUAAGUUAAAUCAAUAAUAAAAAUGCUAUAAAUAUUCAUCUCGGGUUGUUUGAUGAAUUAUAAAAUUUUCAAUUAGAGAUGUGUGCCUAUAAUAAAUUAGAUUACCAAUUAAGUGAUUUUAAUGGAUGUAAAAUAAGAAGAGCAAAAAUAGAUUAAGAAAUAGAUAUGGAUGAAUAGAUAAAAUCAUCUUUAAACAUAUCUCAAAUUAUUUUCUAAUUAUAACAACUUGGUUAUUAAGUAAAUAAAUCAUACGAUCCAGGUAGGUUUCUUUGCAAUUAUCUAUAUUAUCAAUCAUUAAAAUAAAAUCCAAAAACAAUAUUUCUGCAUGUACCACUCUAUGAAACGAUAAAAUAAGAGAAAUAAUUAUAAUUUUUGAUUGACUUAAUAUAAACUCUCCAUAAUACUAAUAAUGAGUAAGAUAUAAUUAAAAACAACUGA